UCUACUAGCUUGUCCUGUACCCCACUUCCGGGAAAGAUCCAUGUUUUAUAAUAAGAAUUCUUUCAUGAAUUCUUAAAAAUGAGGCACAUAUAAGAACGUCAGAACGGAUUAGAACGAUAGCUGACUGUUAACGCGUGUAUUUAGCGUGUGGGCGCAAAUUUUGAGGCACAUCCCUUGCCCCACUUCCGGUAACGUGACACUUCACGUGACUGAACUGCAGCUUUCAUCUUUGCUUUGGAUGGGCUGGUGCUGUGUGUGAUCAGGAUCUGCAGAUAAUCUAGAAAUGUCCUCUCAAGGUUUUCAAACCAUCGUAAAGGGGGAAGCUUCAGAGACUGAUGAUGAAGAAGAGAUGUAUGUGACAUCCGUCCCACCGAAGUCAUUUUCUGGUACAUGUGGUGUAAAGAUUCAAGGAGAAGCCUCAGAAACUGAUGAAGAGGAUGAUGAAAGUGUUGAGAAAUAUAAGAUUCCUUCCAAGAGAUUAGAGAAGGACCUUCCUCCUCUAGUGGUCAUCAGGAAUGAAGGUGAAAGUUCCCCAGUCGGCUGUGAAGAGAAGCCGAUGGUGAAUAUACAGCAGCCAGGACGCUACAGCACGUUAUUACAACACAAACUCUUGGAAAGCAAUGCUCGGCUUUACCAUGAUGUCAACAACGCCAUCCGUCAAGUCUACCAUACGACCACUAGUGAGAUCCGUGCACUGACCAGUCAACUCAACAACUCCCAGAACGGGAUUAUUAAUGCCUCUCACAACAUCCGACUUGCCCUUGAGGACUUGAAAAGGGUGUCUGAAAAGAUUGACAUAAUAACCAGCUGUAACUUACUUCCUGAUAUCAGGAUCUAAAUAGACUUCUGCAUUGAAACAAUCUCUUAAUGUCCACCCUCAUGCCUGGGUGCUCAUACUUAAAGGGGAUCUCUAUGCAUGUAGGUCAUCCUGAUGGUCACCUCUGUAGUGCAGCUUUCAGAAUUAACUGAAUUGUAGAAACCAGUGUACAAAUCUAAUAGCAGCUAUAGCCAUAUGACGGAAGCUGCAGUACUGGUAAGAGAUCUCUUCAGGAGUCUUAUCAUUGGAAACUUUUUACACUUUAGUUCUUCAUUCUUAAAGGGGUACUCCGCUGCUCAGCGCUUGGAACAAACUGUUCCGAACGCUGGAGCCGAGAGCUUGUGAUGUCAUAGCCCCGCCCCCUCAUGACAUCACACUCAACCCCCCCCCUCAAUGCAAGUCUAUAGGAGGGGGCGUGAUGGCUGUCACGACCCCUCCUAUAGAUUUGCAUUGAGGGGGCGGGGUGUGAUGUCAUGAGGGGGCGGGACUAUGAUGUCUCGAGCUCCUGGCUCCAGCAUUCCCAACAAUUUGUUCCAAACGCUAAGCAGAUGGUCAAAUAUGCUACCCAAAUGAAUGUUUUAAGUUAGCUAUACACAUUGGAUUAAUGUUGGCUGAGCCUACCAAUUUUGGUGGGACAUCUGAUGAGUAUGGAGGCCUCCUGACAUCAAAUGUUGAGGAUAGAAGUUGUCUUAAAGGACAUGGCCAGAGGAGUUUGGCAGUAACUUUCUCCCCUAUUCUAUGUGAAGUGUAAGGACAAGUCUUAGAAAUAAAAUGUCCCAGCAAUUUGUUAUCAUCUCCUCGGGCAACUGCCCAUUCAUGCUGCUCUUUACUAUGGCUAUGGUUCAUAGUGUGGGUUCAGAGACCAAAUGUUCUAUCUAUAGAACAUCUAUACACCACAAUAAGACAUCUGAACAAGGGUUGUCCUUAAAGGAAAUCUGUCACCAGUGUCACCUGCACUAACCUGUCAGUACCGACAGGUAGUGCAGGUGACACUGAUGACAACGGUACUCACCCUGUCCCGGUCCGUGGUGGGGAUCUCUGGUAAUCUUCUCCGGUAUCUUUGCUCCGGGCACCGAUUUGGGGCAGGGGCGGAGCUUAAUGACGUAACCGCUGCUGUUACCAUGACCUGGGACCCAGCAGGGAGCAGCAGUGGUGACGUCACUAAGCUCCGCCCAAGCCGCUGCUGCUUUCUGCAGGGUGCCGGGCAGCAGCGGUUAUAUUAUUAAGCUCCGCCCAUGCCCAAAGCCGGUGCCCGGAGCGAGGAUACCGGAGAAGAUUACAGAAGAACCCCGUCACGGACCGGGACAAGGUGAGUACCGUUGUCAUCAGUGUCACCUGCACUACCUGUCAGUACUGACAGGUUAGUGCAGGUGACACUGGUGACAGAUUUCCUUUUAAAGAGUACCUCUCUUGAUCUUGUUAAAUGUUAUAAUCCUCCCAGUUCACUGCCCCCAUUAUGAUAAACCAGCCCCUGCCUUUAUUUUUAUUAUUGUUUAGUUUUCUACCUCAAUGUUGCUCUGUAUUUUCUGCUCAAUUUUAGUCAGAUUCACAGACUGGGAAAGGGUUUUUCCGAGCAGGCGUGACAUCAUCUGAAGCCAUACAGGAACCACCUCCCUCACUCAUACAGCCCAGAGCAGUUUAGUGUGCGAGAUGGGCUAUCAUUGGCUAAGGCUGCACCCCCCCAUCCUCAGCACUCCAGAUUACAUUUCCUGGACAUGCUCUGGACAAGUAGGGAGACACCUAGUGACAGUUUUUUUAAACACAAAACAUAGAAAACUUCAUUUUUUUUU
Messenger RNA from Hyla sarda, 2607 nucleotides. RefSeq names its product biogenesis of lysosomal organelles complex 1 subunit 3 (gene BLOC1S3). Lineage: Eukaryota; Metazoa; Chordata; Amphibia; Anura; Hylidae. Gene Ontology annotation, cellular component: BLOC-1 complex. The transcript is spliced from 2 exons. The record is from RefSeq and is a predicted model, not a curated record. Bases 284 to 838 code for a protein of 184 amino acids.